UAUAUAAAUAUUCUUAAAUUUGUUUUAAUUAGUUAUGAAUAAAUAAACACAUUGGAUCACUAAAUAUUUUUGUACGUUUAGUUUAUAAAAAUCUCACUGUCAUCAAGUGAUAUAGAAACACUACAAUCUGCACGGUGAAAAACCUUCAUUAUUUACCUCAGGGUUCAGCACGCACGUGUGUUUUGUAUAGUUAAAAUUUAUACAAACUGUAAUUUUUAAGAAUAAUCCAUGUUAAAAUGUCGCGUCUUAUAGUUAAAAAUCUUCCGAAUAAGGUUACUGCCGAGUAUCUGAAAGAAAUAUUCUCGCAAAAGGGUGAGGUGACCGACGUCCAGCUGAAAUACACAAAAGAUGGAAAGUUCCGGAACUUUGGUUUCGUGGGAUUCAGGACGGAGGAGCAGGCAGCAGCGGCCAGGGAGUACCUGGACGGGUCCUGCGUGCGGUCCAUGAAGAUCGACGUGCAGGUGUGCGCCAACCUCGGCGACGAGGCGAAGCCCCGCGCCUGGAGCAAGUACGCGCCCGACAGCACCGCCUACAAGAAGCUGCACAAGGACGAAACACAAGACUCUGCAAAAGCACAGAAAAAAGAAAAGAAAUUAGUCAAAAAUAAAAACAAAAUUGUUGAACUACUCAAAAAGCACAAAAAUGAUCCUCUAUUUGCUGAAUUCAUUGAAGCUCACACAAAUGAAAAGUCAAGCUGGAUCAAAGAAGCCUUGGAGAAAGCAAAUAAAAGUGAUGAUGAUGAAGAUAGUGGAGUUGAUGAGGAAAAACAGCCAGAAACUGAUGACAAACCUGAUGAAACUACUUCAAAGAUGAAGGAAACUCCUCCAGCAAACAAAGAAAAGCUUGCGGACAAGAAAAUAAGUGAUUUAGAGUAUAUGAAAACUUUAAUGAAGAAGGUUGGUGUGCCUGAUGUAACUCCUAAACCAGUUGCUGAGCCUGAAGAUGAUAAGCCUAAGAAAAUCAGGAACAGACCAUUGUUUUAUGUUAAGAUUACAGGUCUACCAUUCAAAUGUAAGAAGAAAGAUGUUAAAGACUUGUUUAGACCCCUGGUUCCUUACUCUAUAAGACUCCCUUUGGGCAAAGGCAAGAAAUUGGCAGGUUUCUGUUAUGUUGGCUUCAGGACUGAGGCAGAGUUGAAGAAGGCAUUGAAUAAGGAUAAACUUUUUGUUGGUAGUCAUAGGAUCAAUGUGCACAAAUAUGAAGAUCAGGCUAAAAAGGUGGCCGAAGAGGAAGAGCAGACUUGCAGACGGAAAGAACAGGAAAAAAACAAUAUGGAAGAAAGUAUUGGAGAGAGUGGAAGCAUCUUUGUGAGGAAUCUGGCCUAUGUCGUGUCUGAAGAAGAACUCACACAGUUAUUUGAAAAAUAUGGCCCGCUAGCAGAAGUCAACAUGCCGAUAGACCCUGUCCUCCGGCAGCCGAAGGGCUUCGCGACGGUGACGUACGUGAUGCCGGAGCACGCGGCGCGCGCGUACACGGAGCUCGACGGCAGCGCCUUCGCCGGACGCAUGCUGCACCUGCUGCCCGCCAAGACCGAGAAACUUGAGGAGGAUAGUGGGGAUGAGGGUCUAUCAUUCAAGGAGAAGAAGGCGAAGCGGCUGAAGGCGCAGGCGAAGUCGUCCCACAACUGGAACACCCUGUUCCUGGGAGCCAACGCCGUGGCCGACGUGGUGGCCGCCGCCUACAACACCACCAAAGAACAACUGCUCACGGAUAAUAACAAAAAUACAAGCGCCGCUGUCCGGUUAGCUCUCGGUGAAACUCAAUUAGUAACACAAACAAGACACUUCUUAGAAAAUAACGGAGUUUAUCUAGACGCUUUCAACAAACCUGCAAGUAGGCGAUCGAAAACCUGUAUACUUGUGAAAAACCUACCAGCUAACACGGAUAAGGAAGAAGUGAAGUCACUGUUCCAAAAGCAUGGCCCCCUGGCGAGGUUCGUGAUGCCAGAACACGGGAUCACCGCUCUGGUUGACUUCGUUGAACCUUUCGAAGCCAAGAAAGCCUUCACAAAGUUAGCGUACUCUCAGUUCAAAUCCUCGCCUCUCUAUUUGGAAUGGGCGCCAGAAAAUAUAUUCGUCAAACCUGCCGAUAAAAAUGUAAUUGUAGAAACCAGUAAAUCUAACGAUUCUACAGAAGCUGUAGUGAAACCAAGUUCUAAUAGCAAACCGAGUAAAAAAGUUGAAGAAAGUAAUAAAGUUGAGAUAAGAAUAGAAGAACCAGAAGAAGAUCUGGGUGAACCCGAAAACGACACUACAUUAUUUGUUAAAAAUGUGAACUUCAGAUCUACUGACGAGGAUUUGCGAAAUCACUUCGCGGAGUGUGGCAAGAUACACAGCGCUACUAUAGCUAAGAAAAAGGACCCCAAAAAUCCUGGACAGUACUUAUCAAUGGGCUACGGGUUUGUUCAGUUUUACAAAAAGGAAGAUGCUAAUGAAGCUCUAAAAAAAUUACAGUGCUCUACUUUAGAUGGAAAAACAAUAGAAUUGAAACGAUCGGAGCGAGGAAAUACAAAUGACGUGAAGGUAGCUAAGAAGAGUAGUAAAGACACAAAACAGAAUGGAACCAAGAUACUCGUGCGGAAUGUGCCCUUCCAGGCCAACAGCAGCGAACUUCACGAGAUAUUCAGAGCCUUCGGUGAAAUAAAGACAUUAAGGUUGCCUAAGAAACUAACGCCAGGUGCUGAACAACAUCGGGGCUUCGCGUUCGUGGACUACCAUUCCAAGGCUGAUGCAAAGAGUGCAUUUGAUGCUCUCUGCCAGUCCACUCAUUUGUACGGGAGGAGGAUGGUGCUGGAGUGGGCGGAUCAAACUGACGAGAACGAAGACGUGGCCGCCCUGAGGAAGCGGACGGCGCAGGCCUUCCACGCCAAGACCCCAGGCGGGAAGAAGUCACGGAAGGGCGCCGUAGACGUAGAGGAGUUUGUGGAAGGAUAGGUUACAUAAGUUAAAUGUUAUAUUUGUAGACAUAUUUAUAAAAUAAAAAGCCAAACGAUAUACA
This is a messenger RNA of Plutella xylostella (diamondback moth), 2997 nucleotides long. Its product is annotated as putative RNA-binding protein 19. Gene Ontology annotation, molecular function: mRNA binding. The record is from RefSeq and is a predicted model, not a curated record. NCBI's taxonomy places the organism in Eukaryota, Metazoa, Arthropoda, Insecta, Lepidoptera, Plutellidae. Gene Ontology annotation, cellular component: nucleolus.